Aspergillus campestris IBT 28561 is the source of this 1775-nucleotide messenger RNA. Its product is annotated as Zn(II)2Cys6 transcription factor domain-containing protein. Lineage: Eukaryota; Fungi; Ascomycota; Eurotiomycetes; Eurotiales; Aspergillaceae. Bases 1 to 1299 code for a protein of 432 amino acids. Gene Ontology annotation, biological process: regulation of DNA-templated transcription. The transcript has 2 exons. The record is from RefSeq and is a predicted model, not a curated record. Gene Ontology annotation, molecular function: zinc ion binding; DNA-binding transcription factor activity, RNA polymerase II-specific.
AUGUCUUCUCUCGGGGCCUGCGACGAAUGCUUCCGGCGAAAAAGAAAAUGCCACCCAGCCCCCAACACCAUGCAAUGCAUUCGCUGCCAAACUUCGUCUCUGUCGUGCACUAGAACACGCCGUCCAGGGCGCAUUGGACGACCACCUAACACCGGCACCCCCCGUGAAGUCCAUUCCGCGGAAUUAGUCCAGUCAAAUCACAGCCGGGAAAUCCAGCAGCAGCUUUCCCUCCCAGAUCUAGACGACUCAACUUUCUACGAGGCACUAGACAUAUGGAUGUUUGGCUCUUCCUUCGCACGCGACUUCCACCGUGCAAUUCAUUACUGUCACCAAAAUUCCCCUUGGCUACUUCACGAGAUGUUCAUCACCAUGGACACGUUCCUGGAGUGGGCUCGCUUUAGCCGAACGACCUCGGAACGAGUGGACAUCAAGGGCGGCGCCCGGUCGCUGCAGAAGCUGCGCACCGUCGAGGUCACUAGCGCCCAGGACGCCCUGGCCGUCUUAAUGUUGGGUCAAGCGCUAGCGGCGUUUGAUUUAUUCGUCACCUUUGCGGGGUCGAUUUUCAUUCUGAGAUACGCGUUGUCUCUGGUCAGACCGUGGUACCCCAGUUUUGCACGGGUCCAAUUCCUCGACCCCGUCACUAUUAGCCCCAUUUUCUGGGAUAUCGUGGAUUGUUUGGCACACCGGGAAGUGCCGGUGAUUCGGCCACAGCUGCGCGAUGCGCCUGUUGUUGACCGCUUAGCUGGUCUGUGUGCGUCCUUGCUGCCUACUCUCUAUGACUUGUGUGUGGUUGGCCAUGAAAUGCGGACAGAUCCUGAUCGGGUCUCGCGACUCGAUAAUAUUGAAGCUCAGAUACGUCAGUGGACACCAGACUACAGAGCGCUCGAGACUUCGGGCUGUAGCCAAAUAGAGAUCGCGUUGAUGCGCACACAAGCGGUUAUGUACAAACUUGCUAGCCUGCUGCUCAUCCACCGUCUACGAUACCCGUUAACCUCCCACGACGACACCGCCGCGUCUCUCGCAAAUGAGAUUCUGGCCGAGCGAACUGCAUUCUUCAGCAGACAGGGCAGCGACGCUACCCUUCAGAAUGUUGGUCUGCCUCUGAUUCUAGCACUAUUGGAAGUGCCACUGUCGAUAGAUGAUAUGUGGGAAUCUUCUACUCGACUGCGUGUGCGUCCCAUCUGCGUUGAUCGAUUAAUCUCCUUCCAUCGAUACUUUUGGGAACAGAGGUUGUCCGGCUUCAAUGGCUCGGUCUUUGAAUUGGUCGAUCGUGGUCCUACGUUUGUAGUUCUGCCUUGAGCUUGCAGAUGGCAUUGUCCCAGUACCAGGUGCGCGGCCAGAAUAGCCGUGCAGAUAAAUUUGUCACAAAUUCUGAACUUAUCGCCAUCCACAUAGUUUACUCCUAUCAGCACCCCAUCUACUUACUCAUCUCUCUCUCCAGACGUCGCAGUGUGACAAAUUUCUCAGACACUGUGUUGCGAAUCCAUUCCUGGAUCCAAUUCGGAUACGCCCUCACAAGCGCAGUUAGCCCGUACGAGUUAGGAACAACGACCUGCCCGCCAUUGCCGGCAACAAUUUGGCCAACCACAGCGGAUGAGAUCUCAUGGGGCUCUAAGACUGGUUCUUUCCAGUGGCUGCCAGCCUGCGUCAUCUUAUCGAUCAUCGGAGUGCGAACCCAGAGAGGAUGGAUAAUACUGGUCACCAAUUAACCAACGUGGUCUUUUCUGUGGAGAACAGCAUAGGUUUGUACACACCUUGUUCUGACUUUCUUUGAG